AAGCGCUGCCCGCCGGCGGGGGGAGGGCGCGAUGGAUCCCAACAGGAUCAUCCAGGCGCUGAAGGGCACCAUAGACCCCAAGCUGCGCGUGGCCGCCGAGAAUGAGCUCAACCAGUCCUAUAAGAUCAUCAAUUUUGCUCCAAGUCUGCUGCAAAUUAUAGUAUCUGACCAAGUCGAAUUUCCAGUGCGUCAAGCAGCUGCCAUUUACCUGAAGAACAUGGUGACACAGUACUGGCCAGACCGUGAACCACCUCCUGGAGAAGCAGUGUUUCCAUUCAACAUCCAUGAAAAUGAUCGUCAGCAGAUUCGUGAUAACAUUGUAGAAGGAAUAAUUCGUUCUCCUGACUUAGUGAGAGCCCAGCUGACCAUGUGCCUCCGUGCUAUCAUUAAACAUGACUUUCCUGGCCACUGGACAGCUGUGGUGGACAAGAUAGGCUACUACCUGCAGUCUCCAAACAGUGGGAGUUGGCUUGGGAGCCUCCUGUGCCUGUAUCAGCUGGUGAAGACUUAUGAAUACAAAAAAGCAGAGGAGCGAGAUCCUCUUAUAGCAGCAAUGCAAAUUUUUUUGCCUCGGAUUCAGCAGCAGAUGAUCCAGCUUCUGCCUGAUAACUCCCAUUACUCUGUACUGCUUCAGAAACAGAUCUUAAAAAUCUUCUAUGCUCUUGUUCAGUAUGCACUGCCACUCCAGUUGGUGAAUAACCAGACUAUGACUCAGUGGAUGGAGAUCUUCCGGACUAUCAUUGAUAGAAAUGUACCUCUGGAGACUUUGCAAAUUGAUGAAGAUGAUAGACCGGAGCUGGUGUGGUGGAAGUGCAAGAAGUGGGCAUUGCACAUUGUAGCUCGUCUCUUUGAGCGGUAUGGAAGUCCUGGAAAUGUAACUAAAGAGUACUUUGAAUUCUCAGACUUCUUUUUAAAAACCUACGCUGUGGGCAUACAACAGGUUCUAUUAAGAAUCUUAGACCAGUACAGGCAAAAAGACUACGUUGCACCACGUGUUCUUCAGCAAACGUUAAAUUAUCUGAACCAAGGGGUUAUUCACUCUGUAACAUGGAAGCAAAUGAAGCCACACAUACAGAGUAUAACAGAAGAGGUGAUAUUCUCUCUGAUGUGCUACAAAGAUGAGGAUGAAGAGCUCUGGCAAGAGGAUCCAUAUGAAUAUAUCCGCAUGAAAUUUGAUGUAUUUGAGGAUUAUGCAUCCACUACAACAGCAGCACAGAAUCUCCUUUAUACUGCUGCAAAGAAGAGAAAAGAGGUGUUACCAAAAAUGAUGGCAUAUUGCUACCAGAUUCUGACAGAGCCAAACAUUGAUCCAAGGAAAAAAGAUGGAGCUUUGCAUGUUAUAGGAUCCCUAGCAGAUAUUUUACUGAAGAAGAGUGUUUUCAAGGAUCAGAUGGAGCUGAUGUUACAGAAUCAUGUAUUUCCCUUAUUCAUGUCUAACCUGGGGUACCUCAGAGCUAGAUCCUGUUGGGUACUUCAUUCAUUCAGUGCUUUGAAAUUUCACAAUGAGUUAAACUUGAGGAAUGCAGUAGAGUUGACAAAGAAGAGCCUGAUUGAAGAUAAGGAAAUGCCUGUCAAAGUAGAAGCAGCCAUAGCCCUUCAGACCUUAAUAAGCAACCAAGAACAAGCCAAGGAAUAUGUGAAGCCUUAUGUGAGGCCAGUUAUGCAGGAGCUCUUGCACAUCAUUAGAGAGACAGAGAAUGAUGAUCUUACCAAUGUAAUCCAGAAGAUGAUCUGUGAGUACAGUCAGGAAGUGGCUACAAUCGCUGUUGACAUGACUCAACACCUGGCUGAAAUAUUUGGUAAAGUACUUCAGAGUGAGGAAUAUGAGGAAGUAGAGGACAAAACAGUUAUGGCCAUGGGCAUCUUGCACACAAUUGACACAAUCCUGACAGUUGUGGAAGAUCACAAGGAGAUCACUCAACAGCUUGAGAGCAUUUGUUUACAGAUCAUUGGUCUUGUUUUGCAGAAACAUGUUAUAGAGUUUUAUGAAGAAAUUCUCUCCUUGGCCUUCAGUUUAACAUGCCAGAUGAUUUCACCUCAGAUGUGGCAGCUCUUAGGUGUUCUGUAUGAGGUUUUCCAACAGGAUUGCUUUGAAUACUUUGCAGAUAUGAUGCCUCUCUUGCAUAAUUAUGUGACCAUUGACACUGAUACUUUACUGUCUAACCCAAAACAUUUAGAAAUAAUUUAUGCCAUGUGUAAAAAGGUACUAACAGGAGAUGCAGGAGAAGACGCAGAGUGCCAUGCAGCCAAACUCCUGGAAGUAAUUGUUCUUCAAUGCAAAGGACGGGGUAUUGACCAGUGUAUUCCACUCUUUGUGGAGGCUGUGCUGGAGCGAUUAACCAGAGGAGUUAAAACAAGUGAGCUCCGUACCAUGUGUCUUCAAGUUGCCAUAGCUGCACUCUAUUACAAUCCUGACCUACUUCUGCACACCUUGGAGAACAUCAGAUUUCCACACAAUCCUGAGCCCAUCACUGCACAGUUCAUAAACCAGUGGAUGAAUGACACAGACUGUUUUUUUGGACUCCACGACAGAAAGAUGUGUAUAAUAGGACUGAGCAUCCUAAUGGAAUUGCAGAACCGACCACCUGCAGUGGAUGCUGUGGCUGCCCAGAUUGUUCCUUCAAUCCUCCUCCUCUUCUUGGGCUUAAAACAAGUUUGCGCCUCACGAGAACUCACAGAACAGGAGGAUCAUGCUAAAGAUGAAAAACACGUUGCAGAAGAUAAUGAAGAGAUAUCGAGUGAUGAGGAUGAGACAAAUGAAGUGAGCCAGGCGAUGCAAGACAACCAUGGUGGAGGAGGAGGAGGUGGUGGUGGAGGUGGAGAGGAAGAGGAUGAAGAUGAUGAUGAUGAUGAUGACUGGGAUGAAGAUGCAUUGGAAGAGACUGCUCUUGAAGGGUUCAGCACACCUCUUGACCUUGAAAAUGGUGUUGAUGAAUACCAGUUUUUUACACAAGCACUUCUAACGGUGCAGAGCCGGGAUGCAGCCUGGUACCAUUCGCUGACGGCGCCGCUGAGUGAGGAUCAGAAGAAGCAGCUGCAGGAAAUUUAUACAUUAGCAGAACACCGGCGAACUGCUGCAGAGACAAAGACAAUAGAACAACAAAGUGGAUACGCAUUUGACAACAAAGGACUGAUCACAGCAUUUAACUUUGCUGGAAGUACUCCCGGUGGCAACUGAAGGAUCAGCUACAAAGGUCAAUGGGAAUGGUCUCAUCAUUACAUUUUCUUGAAAUCAUCGUGACUUCUGGGUGAUAGGGGAGGGUAAUUUAAUGCUGCUGAAGGUUUUCUGGAAAUUAGCAGUGUGCUUCCCCCACCAGAAUGCUCUUUCUAACCAGCUACUGUAAUGUACAAAUUUUUGUGGUGUUUUUAUAAUUUGAUGGACUGAAAGGAAACGUUUGUCCUCAAGGAACCUGAAUGACUGGGAGGGGCCAGGCUGCAUCUAAUUGAGUUGCACUUCUCAGGUUUUUGCUGUGCAGAAUUGAUAGAUUCAUAUGGAUAACAGUGCCUUCUGUUGUACAUGGAUUGCCUGAACAAAUGGAUUUUGGAGUGCAUUAUAAUUUUUUAAGUGUAAGGACAUUUCUCGAUACACUGUAAGCCUUGGUUCCAUGUUUUCCAGUCACCUGCUUUUUACUGCUCGGUUUAAUUGUUCGUUGGUUGCACACACAUUGCUGGAUUCAGAAUAUUGCAGCAUCUUCCCUAUUUGGUGCAGACCAAAUGUGCAGAGGGAGUUACAAAGCAUUCACUGGUUAAGUGGAAGGGUUGUAACAAAAUUGCAGAUUUUCCCUUGAUGCAGGAGUCUUAAAGUAUUUCUCUUAGCCGUGAGUUCAACUGGCUGGAGUUAAGAUGUCAGGCCUGGCAGGUGGCUGCCCUAAAUCUACAUCCAUGUCACCUCCUGGCUGGACAAGUGGUGUGGCUCUCACAUGUAGAUGUUCUACAUGACAGCUUCUUAUUUCCACUAUUAUUGAUGAAUAUUGGAUUUUAUUUUGGAUUCUAUAAACCUCUUUUAUGAUUUUAUUCAUUCAUUACCAUUCCAGUGGUAUUACAAUGUGGUACAAAAUAUUUGCAAUAUUUUAUUUAUUUUGAUAGAAGAAACACUUCAGACUUAAGCUUCAAACUUAAUUCAUACUGCUACACUUCAGUGAUUGUAUUUCUGGUCUGCAUUCCAGAUGGCUGUUCUUGUCCCAUGCUGAAAUUUCUUCAUCUGACAGAUUUUUUCCCAUAUUUCAAAGACUACUUCCACCAGUGGAGGUUUAGAUUAGAUAUUAGAAAAAAAUUUCUUCUCUGAAGAAAUGUCUGUGGUCAGACAUUGGAACAGGCUGCCCAGGGAAGUGUUGGAAUCAACAUCCCUGGAAGUGUUUAAACAACAUGUGGAUGUAGCACUUAGCGACAUGGUUUAGCAGUGAACGCGGCAGUGCUGGGUUGGCAGUUGUACUUGAUGAUCUUAGAGGUCUUUUACAACCUAAACAAUUCUAUAUAACAAGGUGUUUGUGGAGAAGUUCAUUUAGUGAGAAAGUGAUAGCAGUACUAAUUUGAAUAGGUGCCCCUCUUUUAGAUCUAUUGGGAUCGAGGUGGUGUAGCAAAAAUCAGUAGGGGUGCAUUAGAAUGUGAAGUUUGGAUGGGAUAUAAAAUGUUUCGACCAGAUUUUGUUUCUAUGUGUUAAUUUCUUUAUGACUUAAAAAUAUUUACCAGGCAAUUUUAAACACAUGCUGAUAAUUGACUUCCUUAUAGUAAUGUCCCAAAUGAAAAGUUAAAGUUCUUUCCAUACCCCAUCAAGUUUUUCACAACUACAGUAAAUGUAGCCCAGGGCAGUGCUGAAGCUUUCAUUUUUAUAUGUCAGAGUAAUUCUGGUGGAGUCUGAGCACUCUAUGCCUUGGCUUCUGGAAAAGACAAAGUGUCUUUGCCUGUUCCUUCUGGAAUUUUCCUAACCUGGCAGCUGUGGGGCAGAAAGUUCCCCACUGCUUUCCUUUUUUCUGCUCCUUUGUGUCAGACUCAGAUGCUUUUUCUGCUGCCGCUUCCUUAUUUUUGUUUUUUUCGUCACAUAGCAGCUGCAGAGUAAUGUUGGCCUGGUUCAUGUAGGUUUUUCACUGGUGCUACUCAAUUAAUAGCAACAGUGAAAAUUUCUCACUUUUAGUCCUGUUGUAAAUAUGGAAAACUGUGAGAAUUCCAGGGUUUGUAUUUCCAAAGGGGAACAGUCUGCUGAGCUGCACUGGACAGGCUCUUUCAGCUCAAGCAGCAGAGGGCCAAGAUUUCCUUUAUUUUGAAUGUCAGGCUAUAAAAAUUAGAGGUUAUUUUUGCUAAUUUAGGCCUGGGCUGCGUGGUCUGAGACAAUAAGUAGGAAAUCAUUACAUCCAGUGAGUUGGGGAGUUUCUCAGAAACCGCAGAAGUUUUGAAAUCCUUCAAAAAUUUAAUGGUUUUUGGAAGUUAAGGGCAUUGACGACUUUUCUCUUACCUGUCAGUUGAAGUUAAGUAUUAGGCAGGUAAACUGUUUAAGCCUUUUGUUAUUUUACUAAAAGAAACAAGAUUUUUGAGUUGGCUUUUUUCCGAAGCCUGUUUGCCUUCUCUACACUGGCAUGCAGAGUAGAAGAGGGAUUUAUUUUUCUUCUGCUAAUGAGGUUGCUUGCACAGUCACAGGCUAAUAUUUAGGAGUUAAUGUGUUCAAGGAAAAAUCUGCUUUUGCAUAGCAUCAUCUUUGAGUCACUCGACUGAACUAUGGCUGCUCCCUAGUUCUGCUUCUUGUGUACUUUUCAAAUCAACUGCCAAGAAAAUUUCAUCCAGAUGUUUCUUACAAGGGGUUUAAUCAGCAGCAUGGAGUCGGGAAUCUUUGUUGUCUCUUUUGCAGUGGGGUCAGAGAUGUCUGAGGGGAUGGCAUGUAAAAAGGUUAAAUGCCCUUCCCUUCCCAGGAGAUUCACGAGCAAAUGUUUCUGCUGGCAAAAGCAAAUGUUAAUUAUUUUAUUCCUUUUUUUGAAAAGGGUUUUCAUCCAAAAAGAUUUAUUGGGCUCUAGCCUCCACUUUAACAUAUGGUUCUCUUUUAACAUGAUAAAUAUCCGUUUGUACAUGAUCAUAAAUAGGUAAUGGAUUUUAGGGGUUUCUUUCUGAGCUAUGUCCAGCUUUGUACUACAUUAAAGGGAGAGUUACACGAAUGUGCAUUACUGUCUCACUUUCAAGCCAAGGUAAUCAUGGAAUAUCAGAUACCAGCAUUGCCAAUCAAGCAUGAUGUAUUUGCCAUUGAAAGUACAGAGAAUCAUGAAUGUAUUGUAAAAUAAAACAAAGGCUGUGAUAACUGGUGACCUACGUUGCCCUGAGCCCGUAUUCUCAAAGUAUGAAGGUGACUCAUGUGGGCACCGUGGUGGUUUUACAUAGGAAAUUAGCAUUAUAUGGGUGAUAAUCAUAGCAAAUGUUAACUUACAAAAGCUACUUUUUCAGAUAAAAUUAACUGAUCUUGGGUAUUGAAUUGCAUAUGCUGUUUUGUCACUCUUGAAAGGAAAAUAAGAAUCACCACAUGUUUUGACUGCUUCUUUUUGCACUCUCUUUCAACGUUGAAGUACUUGGCUUGCUUUCAUUACAAAGCAGAAUCUUUAAUCACAAAGCUCCAGGAAGAGUGCAGAAUAUCAAGCUGAGAAAAAAGCUGAAAAAUUCCAAACCUCAACAAUCCCCCAAAACCCACAUGUGCACACUCUGACUGAAAUAAAUAUGCUUUGGGAGUGUAAGUCAAAAUAUGUAAAGAAUGUAACACAAAAUGAUAUUGUGAGAUUCUUUGCUUUAGGGAAAAAAGCUGCCCAUGGGGUGUGAGGGAGACAUGAAAUGAACUGCUUUAGGACGUGCCCUUUGCCUGUGAAGUCAUGGCAGUUUGUGACUCUGGAUUCCAUCAUACACUGAAGAGGAGAGAUGGUAGGACAACAGAGGAUUUUUUUUUUUCUUACUACAAAGCAAGAGUCUGAAUUGAGACUUUUGUGGGCUGAAGGAAUUGUGAACAACCUGAAUGAUUAACUGUCUUUCGAGUCCAGAAUACUUUUCAGUCUUUUUCUUCCCUCCUUUCCUUCUGUUUGCUAACCACAAUGUUAUGGGAUAUUUCAGGGAGUAUUCAAAAUAUCUGAAAAGAUAAACCUUAAACAAUUUUUAUAAAAUCUGUUGUUCUUGAAGAAAUGCAGCCUAUCAAUUGCAUUUCUGUAUAUAGAACAACGUCUCUCAUUUGGCGCAUGCAGAUAAUACAGAACUACAAAACCCCCUCACUUGUGCCUGUGGUUUGGGUGGGUGUGGAGAGGAUGAACCUCUCUGUGAUUUACUUCUUAAUAUGGGUCCUUUGAAAUUCCCACACCUUAGACUGAAAUUUUCUCCAAGGAUAGGCAAAAAUGCACUGUGUUAUGUAGCACCCAGUCCUUGUCUGAGAUGUGCUGUAGUCAGUCUUGAUAAUGUUUGACGGUCUGGUGGUCAGUUCCUCAAGGAUCUGCAUCUCUAAUUGAGGGCAUUCUUCAAGUCCAAGAGACUAUGUUUGCAGGUGGACAGGAAAUCAUUUUUCCCUCACUGCAGCAAAGCCUACAGCAGGUGUGGCUAUGAACUUCUUGAUAUUAUGGGUGAAAGUAGCACCCUCUUCUCUUGGGUGUCAAAUCUUACCAGGCAACUAUUCCAGAUACCAGAAAGUCUUAGUAUAAAACUAGGUUGUAUGAGCAGGCCAAGCUGCUUGCUUUUGACAUCUCUUCCACUGCUACUGCUUUUGUAAAGCUAAUCAAGCAAAACCAGUGUAAAAUGAAGGAGAACUAAAGCAGUGCUUGGGCACUAGACAGGUAGAAACAUUCCUGGCCUGUGGAUCUAAUCCCAGUACUUACUGCAGAUACAACAUGCAACAUCUGUAUGGAUGUCAGUACCCUGACUGACAGCCAUUAAUGAGAGGUGAAGACUCUAAUACAAUUUUUCUCUGGCAGAAAUCAGCUGCAUCCCUUUAAAAAGUCUGAGAACUACUUGUCCUGGCUGAUGUGCAAUCACUAAUAGGAAACAGUGAGUUUACAGUCUUUCUUAGAGAUUAUCAGCAUACAUCCUACUAAAGGGCUACUGAAAGUACCCCAUGGCUAAGGGAGCUGGUUGAUUCCUUGACUAAAAGAGUUUUGGGGAACACCAAUUUAGAGAGGAUCUACAGGGACAUGUAAUUGUGAUGAAUGUGGAAAGAAUCCAUUUAAAUUGAGGUGAUGUGUUUAUGUGAUCUCUGAUCUGCAAUGUUUCCAGUGUUGCCCAGAUCUUCUAGAGGAGUGUCCAAGAAGUUGGUCCCAUGCCGUUCUCUGGGAAGAGAAUGUGCUUGAGCAGCCCCAAAUUUGGUGAGAUGCUUUGAACUUGGGAUCAGAAAACGAUUCUAGUCCAGGUUUUUUCCCCUCUUCCACUGCUUUUAUGAAACCAAUCAAGCAAAUCCAGUGUAAAAUGAAGAACUAAAGCAGUGCUUGGGCCAUAGACAGGUAGAAACUUUCCUGGCCUAUGGAUCUGAUCCCAGUGCUCACUGCAGAAGUGCCUGUGAGUUUUGCGAUUGGCUCUAAUGGAGCCAGGCUUCUACCCAAGCAGCAGUUUGCUGGGUCCUAGUGUUUGGAUCACUGCUUAUACCUUCAGCUGGUAGUUGUCCAUAUCAAAAAAAAUUAGGUGAAAGUCUAAGAUUCCGUUUUAUAGGCCGUAUAGAGGUUCACAAUUUGAAGUGCUUGGCUCUGUGUGUGGUGGGGUAGGAGGUAACCUUUCAGAUGCACUGAUUUCUCCACUGUGAAUACAACAGUGUCAGCUCCAUGGUUCACCUGAGAGAAUGUUGGUCAUAGGCUGCCUGCUGGACCAUCGGGGAUUAUGUUACAGGAAGUGACAUGCAAAAACUGAAAAAAAUUACUUGAUGCUUAAAGCUGUUCAGCAACAAAAAUGAGUGUUUUCUUGAAAAUGAGAUUUUAAUGUUAUUCUCAGGUAUAUUUUAAUUUUCGUGUUUCAUGCCCUUAUGCAAAAAUGCAAAAUUACUACAUGACAUGGAGGCCUAUUGAUUUUUUUUUUUCACAGAGACUGUUUACCAUUGACAGUGUUCAUCCAAGAAUUGUUCCUCAUUUUUAGGUAUUUUCAACAUGUUUGUUGCUGAAGUUGCACAUACCCAUCUUUCACCACUUUUCGUGCACAGAGAUAUUGCAAACGAACUUAACAAAAGGAAGACCAGUGCUUUGAAAAGAGAAGACUAUGCAUAAGCAGGUUAUUUUUUGAAAACAGAAGAACUAUGGCCUCUGAAGAAAAUACAAAACAAUAAAUAUUUAUAUGGAGAUGCAUGAGCUAAAGAAAUUUAUAUAACACAAUAUAAGCAAGACACAUUCUUUGAUCACAGCUGUAGUGUUUAUUUUUCAUUGCCAAACAACGUGUGACACUUGCUUUUGGUUGCAUGUGCUGUUGGUAUUACGCUUAAUGUAAAUCACAUGGAAUGUUUUGGGGCUCAGAAAGACAGCAAAGAGGCCAUGCAGAUUUCUUUUGAUAUUAAAAGCAAAGAUAUGAGCCCAUGCCUGCAGUGACUAGAGGGAGCCUGCUAUGUGCUACAUUAGCAGAUUGAAUUGCAGGAUCAUCACCUUUGUAAGAAGCCUGAAAUACUAAUCUGUGGGUUGGCUUUGAGGGCAAGAAUUGGCAAAUGCAAAGCAUGCAUCGAUGACAAGAAGAACCUCUUCCUAGCCUAAAGAGUUCUGUACAGUGUUCUCUUAAGCUGUGCUGAAUUUGCUUUAAAAAUAGUAAUAAAUCUUAUUGCUUAGGUCGAA
Corapipo altera (White-ruffed manakin) is the source of this 9743-nucleotide messenger RNA. It is a transcript of the gene IPO8, whose product is annotated as importin 8. The record is from RefSeq and is a predicted model, not a curated record. Gene Ontology annotation, cellular component: cytosol; nuclear envelope. Gene Ontology annotation, molecular function: small GTPase binding. The transcript is spliced from 25 exons. Gene Ontology annotation, biological process: protein import into nucleus. The coding region runs from base 32 to 3178 and encodes 1048 amino acids. Lineage: Eukaryota; Metazoa; Chordata; Aves; Passeriformes; Pipridae.